Molecule: messenger RNA, 17864 nt
Organism: Loxodonta africana (African savanna elephant)
Lineage: Eukaryota; Metazoa; Chordata; Mammalia; Proboscidea; Elephantidae
Gene: ABI1
Product: abl interactor 1
Exons: 12
Coding region: 134-1660 (508 amino acids)
Biological process (GO): neuron migration
Cellular component (GO): lamellipodium; actin-based cell projection; SCAR complex
Molecular function (GO): cadherin binding; SH3 domain binding; signaling adaptor activity
Source: RefSeq, a predicted model, not a curated record
GGUACCGUCCCACAAUACCAGGCGGGAGGGCGGUAGGCGGUUUGUAUCCGGGCUGUGAGGUGCUCGGAGCCUCCGCGGACCUCGCUGCCGCUGUCUCUUUAACGCGAGAGGAAGCGAUGCGGAGGGGUGGAAAAUGGCAGAGCUGCAGAUGUUACUAGAGGAGGAGAUCCCGUCUGGCAAGAGGGCGCUGAUAGAGAGUUACCAGAACCUGACCCGGGUGGCGGACUACUGUGAGAACAACUACAUACAGGCAACAGACAAGAGAAAAGCUUUAGAAGAGACCAAAGCCUAUACAACCCAGUCCCUAGCUAGUGUUGCUUAUCAAAUAAAUGCAUUGGCUAACAAUGUACUCCAGUUGCUGGACAUCCAAGCCUCUCAGCUUCGGAGAAUGGAGUCUUCCAUCAAUCAUAUCUCACAGACUGUGGACAUUCAUAAAGAGAAAGUGGCUCGAAGAGAGAUUGGUAUUUUGACAACAAAUAAGAAUACAUCAAGAACUCACAAAAUAAUAGCACCUGCAAAUAUGGAACGCCCCGUAAGGUAUAUUCGGAAACCUAUUGACUACACAGUUCUGGAUGAUGUGGGCCAUGGUGUCAAGUGGCUAAAAGCCAAGCAUGGAAAUAACCAGCCUGCAAGAGCUGGCACGUUGUCGAGAACAAAUCCUCCUACUCAGAAACCACCAAGUCCUCCCAUGUCAGGCCGGGGAACGUUGGGACGGACUACUCCUUACAAAACCUUGGAGCCUGUUAAACCCCCAACAGUUCCUAAUGACUACAUGACGAGUCCUGCUAGGCUUGGAAGUCAGCAUAGUCCAGGCAGGACAGCGUCUUUAAAUCAGAGACCGAGGACACACAGUGGCAGUAGUGGGGGAAGUGGAAGCCGAGAGAACAGUGGAAGCAGCAGUAUUGGCAUUCCCAUUGCCGUGCCUACACCUUCACCACCCACUAUUGGACCAGAAAACAUUUCUGUCCCUCCUCCUUCUGGAGCUCCACCAGCACCACCGCUUCCACCACCUCUCCCAGUGAGCACUGUGAUAGUAGCCCCGGGCUCAGCUCCUGGCUCGCAGUAUGGCACAAUGACCAGGCAGAUUUCUCGGCACAACUCUACCACUUCUUCGACAUCUUCUGGUGGAUACAGACGAGCUCCCUCUGUGACUGCUCAGUUCUCUGCUCAGCCUCAUGUUAAUGGAGGUCCACUUUAUUCUCAAAAUUCAAUUUCUAUUGCUCCACCCCCUCCCCCUAUGCCUCAGUUGACUCCACAGAUACCUCUCACAGGCUUCGUGGCCAGGGUGCAGGAAAACAUUGCCGAUAGUCCAACCCCACCACCGCCACCCCCACCAGAUGACAUUCCCAUGUUUGAUGAUUCUCCACCUCCGCCACCACCUCCUCCAGUGGAUUAUGAAGACGAGGAGGCUGCAGUCGUUCAGUAUAAUGAUCCAUACGCAGAUGGGGAUCCUGCCUGGGCCCCCAAGAAUUAUAUUGAGAAAGUUGUUGCAAUAUAUGAUUAUACAAAAGACAAGGAUGACGAGUUAUCGUUUAUGGAGGGUGCAAUCAUUUAUGUCAUAAAGAAGAAUGAUGAUGGCUGGUAUGAAGGAGUCUGCAAUCGAGUGACUGGUCUGUUCCCUGGGAACUAUGUUGAAUCAAUCAUGCACUAUACUGAUUAAAGUUUUUGCUUUUAAAGUAGAUUCUCAUUAUUACUCAGUCAUACUGUGGGACUAUUGCGGUUAACAGAAUUGUCUUAAUUAUGUUUUAAAAUGUGCCCCUGUUUUCAGGUCAUGCUGUUUUAUCGGUAUAAUUGAAUGUCUACCUGUAAGCAUAAAUCUUUGCGACAGUUUGUGUAUUGCUGAACAGCAGUUUAUAUACAGGAAGCUGUCCGUAACUGGUUAUGCCUACGUAUUUACUCAGACAUUGUUAACUUUAUGACCAGCCUAAUCGUCUGGGGAAGUGGGGUAUAAUAUUUAAAUCAUGAUUCAGAUUGUACCGUUAUAUCUUUCAGUGCAGCAUGGUUACUAACACUGUCAGACUAAUAUUAAAAAUCAGAAAAUUUAAAUGCUGGUGCUGGUCAUAUUUUUUGUUUAAAUUCUCUCAUUCUUGAGCUAUACUGUUUGUUUAAAGCAUGCAUACAAAUUUAUGUACUGAAAUAUACUUUUAAAAAAUCUAAGAUGCUUCCAAUUUGUGUACUGUUUACCUGGAGCAUUCAUACUUUAAGGCUCUUGAAACGAAUUGAGUCUCUAAGGUCUCCAUGUGAAACAAAACAGACAAAAAGGGUGAUCUGUAAUGGUGUAAUUUGUACCUGAGUUUUUUAAUGAGUGAAUUUGCAUUAUCAAUUUUUUUUAUUCAUAAAUACAUAAGUGAACCAAAGGUCUUUGUCCUUUCCUUCAUUGGUUUGCUUUAAAAAAAAAAAAAAAAAAGAUGCUGAUUUAUUGGAGAAUUACGGUUAUAUUUUCUCAAUAUAUUGACUUAAGAAAAAAUUUAGCCUUAUCUCAAUCUGUCCCGACAGCAAUGUGACUGAUCAUUGCAGAUUUGAAAUCAGAGAUGGUUAUUUACAAGUCAGUUUACUGAAUUCCUUUUCUAAAGUAACUUUUUCAAAGCUAAGAAAAUGUGUCAUAAUGUGCACAUUUAUUCUUUAGGUAAAAUUCUUAAGGAUUGUUAAGAUCAAUCCUUUAGUUUUACAGCAGACUCUUGUAUAUUGGUUCAAUGAAAGGAAAUUAUAAGUAUCUUUUACAUAUUACUUUUGUAAAAGUGGAUGCAAUUAAUUUUUGAAUAGGCACUAUCGAACCCUUUAUCUGGCAGUAGCAAUAUAAAGAUUUUAAAAUAAAAUAGUUGGCAAAGAAGGUGAGUCAUUAAUCAGUGAACAGGAAUAUACUUAACCAACAGAUUAGUAUUGUCUCUUGACAUAAUUGAAAUGCAACACAUGCACUUCGUGUGUCUCCUCUUAAUUUACGGGAGGGUUAGAGGGUAUUUUCUCUUACCUUGUGUAUGAUUCUAUAUUGCUUUAGGGCAUUAGAGCACUCAAGUCUGGGUUUCUGUGUAUUGACGGUUUGUUUGGAUUUCAAACUACGGUUAUGUACUGGGCAAUACAGACUUCUAACAGCACAGUGAAUGGUUAAGAAUAGUGGAAAACAUUUAUUUCUGAAAAUUAAAGACCAUGAUUGCUACCAAACCAAUGUGACUGUUUCAUAUGCAUUGUACUUUUGUUAAUUUUAAACACGAUUUCAGUAUCUUUAGCUAUCAGCUAGUUACCUUCUGCUUUUCAUUUUUCAAGUGGAAUGUUUUCUUAAUUUGUAUAUAACUGUUGUCUAAAUUUUAUACACAGUCUUUUGUAAUAAACCAUUCUCCUAUAUAAAUUUUGGAUACUGUUAAAAAUCUAACUAAUGUGGACUUAACUGUAGACUUCACAAUUCCCUGACCUUCACUCCUGGGCUCCCUUUACCUUGUCAGUAAAGGUGAAACAAGACAAACCAUCCGAAUUUCAACAUUGAUUGUUUAUUUGUGUAAUGGCUUGACAUGUGGAUAUCAACACUGUAAACAAUACCACAUAUAACCACCAUGAUACCUCGAUUAGAAUUUACGGGAUGAGAAUGACAGAUUCAGACAGUUUAAUUACAUAGUUAUGGCUUUCUUCAAUAUAAUUUAGUUUAAAAAGUUUUCUGAAAAACUUUGCCAAUUUAAAAAAAAAAAACAAAACUGCCAACCAGUACGGUUGAAACGAUUUUUUAAAAUGAUUUUUGGUUAUCUGCACGUGAAGCAAACAAAGUGUAUUUGACAAAAUUCUUUAGGCACAGUCUGGUAAAAUAGCUGCCAGAAAGAACAGAAAGAGUUGUCAUUUAUCUCUUGUGAGUACAAUUUCUGAAAGUUGAAUGAGGGCAUCUCUUUCUGGGGAUGGUCGAAGUUUACUGAUCUCUCUUACUGCUUCAUGGCAGUAGCGCUGGGCGAGGUAGGUUGUCUGUUGCACACCAUCACUCUGCGGGUAAGAACGAAACAGACGCAUGUCAUUGACUGGAGCAGCUUUUACGUUCCGCUAUAAUAAAUUACAACGUACUUGUGAGAUCAGAUGAGAUGAGUGGGAAACAGAAAGGGAAGAGCCCAACUAUGUUUCUAAUGUUUGCUCUCUAAUUCAUGAUUCCAGCCUCCUCUGCUUAUUUCUUUUAGGCCCUUUUCUCAGAUAGAAGCAAAUUUUGUUCUAUUAGCAUGCAAAACAACUAAUUUGUUAAUUUUGAGUAGCCAUCUAUUUUCUCUUAGUUUUUACUGAAGUAUUAGUUUUUAAAAAGUUCCACAUACAUAAAAUAGCUGUACACAAUUUUUAAAUGAAAAUAUCUAAAGCGAAAAUUUCACUUUAAAAAAAUAAAGAGUAUACACAAUAAAAUGAAAAUAAGCGUUGAUGACAGAAAUCAACAGUUCAUCCCUCUUCCAAAGCUUUACCCGUAGGUUUUGGUUCUUCACCUAGCUUAUAUAAUAUACUAUUUCUUUUUUAUUUAUUGUACUUUGGAUGAAGGCUUACAGAGUAAACUAGCUUCUCAUGAAACAAUUAAUAUACAUAUUAUAACAUUGGUUGCCAAACCCAUGACGUCAACACUCUCCCCUUCUCGAUCUUAGGUUCCCCAUUACCAGUUCUCCUGUCCUCUCCUGCCUUCUAGUCUUUGCCCCUGGGCUGGCAUGCCCAUUUAGUCUCGUUUUAUGGGGCUGUCUAAUCUUUGGCUGAAGGGUGAACCUCAGGAGUGAUUUCAUUACUGAGCUAAAAGGGUGUCCGGGGACCAUAGUCGCAGGGUUUCUCCAGUCUCUCUCAAGCCAGUAUGUCUGGUCUUUUUUUGUAAGUUAUAAUUUUAUUCUACAUUCUUCUCUAGUUCUGUCCGGGACCCUCUAUUGUGAUCCCUGUCAGAGCAGUCAGUGGUGGUAGCCGGGUACCAACUAGUUGUGCUGGACUCGGUCUGGUGGAGACUGUGGUAGUUGUGGUCCAUUAGUCCUUUGGACUCAUCUUUCCCUUGUGCCUUUGGGUUUCUUCAUUCUCCCUUGCUCUAGACAGGGUGAGACCAAUGGAGUAUCUCAGUUGGCGGCUCACAGGCUUUUAAGACCCCAGAUGCUGCUCGCCAAAGUAGAUUGUAGAACAUUUUCUUUACAAACUAUGUUGUACCAGUUGAGUUCCCUGCCCUACCCCCUUCCCUCCCUCGUAACCAUCAAAGAUUGUUUCUUUUUGUAUGUAAAUGUUUUCAUGGAUUUUUUAUAGUAGUGGUCUCAUACAGUAUUCUUCAUUUUGUGAUUGACUUAUUUGCAGAUUCAUCAUUGUUGUUUACUCUUGCAUAGUGUUCCACUGUAUGUAUAUAUCAGUUUAUCAUUCAUCUGUUGAUAGGCAUCUAGGUUGUUUCCAUCUUUUUGCUACUGUGAACAGUGCUGCAGUGAACCUAAGCGCGCACAUGUCUAUUCAUGUGACGGCUUUUAUUUCUGUAGGAUAUAGUCCUAGGAGUGGGAUUGCUGGAUCAUAUGGUAUUUCUAUUUCUAGCUUUUCAAGGAAGUGCCAUAUUUUCCAAAAUGGUUGUAUCGUUUUGCUUUCCCACCAUCAGUGCAUAAGAGUUCCAGUCUCCCUGCAAGCCUCUCCAGCAUUUGUUAGUUUGUGUUUUUUUGAUUCUGCCAGUCAUGUUGGGGCGAGACGGUAUCUCAUUGUGGUUUUGAUUUUCAUUGCUCUAAUGGUUAGUGAUAGUGAGCAUUUCCUCAUGUGUCUGUUAGCCGCUCGAAUGUCAUCUUUGGUCAAGUGUCUGUUCAUAUCCUUUGCUCGUUUUUUAAAUUGAAUUGUCUUUUUGUUGUUCAUAUACUAUUUCUUGAUUAUCAGUUUUAGUUAUUAUCUAUUGCCUUUCUGCUAAGAUGAGGAUUUAGUCCACUCAUACUGUGCCUGCUAAUUUGAUCAUUACAUCACUGUCUUUAGUUCCUUUCUUGAUUACCUUUGUCAUCUUGUAGCAUCAGUUUUAUGAGGGGACCAGUGCUCAUGUCUCCUUCCUCUUUCUACAUAUACUUUUACGCUAUACAUAGGGAUUGGUAAUAUUUGCAUUCUAUUCUGUAAUUAUGUUUUUAUGUUGGUUGUUUCUAAAAGCUGAAUACUAAUAAGGUAUUUAUUAUUUCCAUGAUGUAAAAAAUUUCUAUUGCAGAAACAAAUCAAGUCUAUGAUUUUAUUUCCUUUAUUUCCAUGGUUACAACGUGGCCGCUCUGCCAUUUAGAGUCGAAUAUUCCUAACAUCAUGCUCCAAAGGCUCGGAUGGUCUACAAUCUACCGGUCACUCAAGCUGGGACACACUUUAGCUUGCUCUGCCUCACUGUACAGAUCCACCUCUGUAACUGCCUCUUCUUUUUCCUUUUUCGGAAAGGUGCUCCACAUUUUUAUUACUUCCUGUGUCUUAAUCAUUCUAUCUGUUACGUGGACUGACUACUUUCUAGGUCUGUUGUACAACUGCCACCCUAGGAUGUUUUUUCAUUGGACUCUGGCUCAUUCCACUGGUUUUGGUUCCCUAUGUUUUUGUCUUUCUUGGUGUUUGGGGUUUGGGAAGUCAACUUUUUAGCUCUUAUGUGUGACAACAGGAGACCUGGUGGUGCAGUGGUUUUAAAAGCUAUGGCCGCUAACCAAAAGGUCGGCAGUUCAAAUCCACUGAGCUGCUCCUUGGAAACCCCAUGGGGCAGUUUUACUCUGCCCUGUAAGGUCACUACAUGCGUCAGAAUUGACAUGAUGGCAGCAGGUUUGGGUAUUUUUUUUUUUGUGUGAGUUAUCUUCUUUUGCCUUCAGACUUAAUGGAUGGUUUGACUAAGUAUAGAAUUCUAGCUUUAAAGUGUUCCUUCAUCAUUUGGAAGGCCUUACUCCACUGCCUUCUAACAUUUAGUGUGCUUGCUAUACACUGAACCACUUCGAUUUUUUUCCUUUUAUAGAUCACCACUUUUUUCUUUGACUUAGGUUUUCUCUCAUUUUUCAUCUUCUUGCUUGUCUGUUUACAUUUUGGAAUCUUUCUAUGGAGUCAGUUGUUCAUAGUCACUUAAAAUUUCCUGGUCAUUGUUUUUCAUAUUAUUAUCUGUAUUUCAUAUUAUUCUUGUUUUAUACAGUAUCUUUCUGAAUCCACCUAUUUAUAUUUGAUUAUUUCAGUUUAUCUUGUCUUUCUUACUCUUUUAUGCAGCAAGCUUUCAUCAACUGUGUAGUAACUGAGGUUGUCCACUCACAUUUAAUGAGGGUCUAGGUUUUUUUUUUAGGGGAGAUGUGUGGGAACAGGGUGCUAGAUUUUAGAGGCCUUCGUAGCAUGUUUAGAGAACAUCCCUGUGGAUUUUUUUCUAAGUAUAUUUCUGCCUAAGCUUGGUGAAACUUCACUAUUUUAUCUGAGAGCUACAGUUAAUUCCUCUCUUUUCAGUCCCAUUUCUCACUGCAGCAUUCAGUAAUACUGUUAUUUCCUAAGCCAAAACCUCUCUGUGACCUCCCAGCCAUAUGGAUUUCUUUAUCAGCUGCAGCCCCCUCUCCUGCUGAGUUUUUAUAUUACUGCCAAACCACCCUCCAAAGAGGUGGUAGCCUGUAGCAAAUUAUGAUGCUCAACAGUACAGUCAAACAGAAAUACAUAACUUUUGAGGGGUUUUGCUUUUAGAAAUACUAAAAAUCUGAGGUAAUUAUUUAGAAUUCUUUCAAGUAGACUAAUUAUAUAUUCAAACCAUACUUGAUGACUAGAAAACUUUUAUUCAUUCCAUUUCAUUCAUUAAAUCUGUUGGCUCCAGCUCACUGUGGAUUUGAAUUGUGGAAAGAGCUCAUUCUCAAAAGAUGAAAAAAAAAAAAAAAAACCUGUUGCAGUCGAGUUGAAUCCGACUCAUAGCCAGGCAGAGAACUGCCCCAUAGGGUUUCAGAGGAGCGCCUGAUGGAUUUGAACUGCCAACGUUCUGGUUAGUGCCAUAGCUCUCAACCACUACACCACCAGGGUUUCCUUUCCAAAGAUAAAGACUCACCAAAACUGUAAAUAUGCAAAAAAGUAUCUGGCUUCUACAGAAAAGUUGAGGAUGUUUUAAACACUGACGUUGUAUCUGAAGCAAGUUUACAUCCCCUGAAGGUUAAACAGUUCUCCCUGUAAAGAAAAACUUUAAUGUGAAUGUACGCUUUCGUUUGCCUGUGUUGGUUUUAAAAAAAAAAUUACCAUUUGUUUAGUCAUACCUUGACAGCAGUUAGGUGUCCUGGGUGGUGCAGACGGUUAAGUGUUUGACUAGUAACCAAAUAAAAGGUUGGCAGUUUGAAUCUACCCAGAGGUGCCUCUGGUGGCGCAGUGGUUAAGAGUUUGAGUGCUAACCAAAAGGUCGGCAGUUCGAAUACACCAGGCGACUUCUUGGAAACCCUAUGGGGCAGUUCUACUCUGUCCUGUAGGGUCGCUGUGAGUUGGAAUUGACUCGACGGCAAUGGGUUUUAGAGGUGUCUCAGAAUUAAAGGCCUGGGGAUCUGCUUCUGAAAGGUCACAGCUUUGACAACCCUAUGGAAUGCAGUCUAUCAGACAUGUAUUGGAUGCCGUACGUGGUUUUGUUGUUGUUGUUGUUACAGCAGUUAUAUAGGAUGAACUAAGAAAGACCAGUAGUCCAGCCGUGGCAAGGAUGAGCGCGUGGAUUAGGUUGGAGGCACGUCUGGGAGACUGGGGGAAUAGGAGCGCCAAAGCAGCAGGUCUCAACCCUGGCUGCACAGCAGAAUCACUUAGUGUCUUUUAAAAUCUAAAUUAAAAAAAUUAAUUUUUAAAACUAUUAAUCCCUGAGCUGUACACAAGACCCGUUAAAUUAGAAUCUUCCGGAUAUAUUCUAGAAGAAAAAUGAGGUUAUAUGAAUUUUUCCUUCUCAGUUUUUGUCAAAUCAAGAGUUGACCAAAUUUGGUUCCUUCUUGGUUUAUCAUUUAAUUUUCAGUUAACGUUACCUUAUUUGUUUGGUUAAAGGACUUUGCCAUCUUGUCCUUGCUGCCUUUUUUCCCUUGUUUUUAAUAAUCUUACCUGUAAUACAUAUUGUCGAGCUCUGUCCACAUCUCCUGGCAAACUGAACCGUCUCAUUAUCAUAGCAUUCAUUUCUGGGAACUAACCAUAGAGAAAGAAAAUUUACUAACUAUUGGCAUGAUCAAAUGUUCUCAAGCUACUUUGUAGUUUACCAUAACACUUGGGGGUAAAAACCAAAAAGUGGCUUAAAUGUCUAGAUGAUUUGGGGAGCAGUAAAUUAUGGCAGUUAAGGAAGCUGAACUUAGACAUCCAUUUUCUCCGCCUUGGGAUUGGGAUGGUUCACAGAGAGGGCACAGGCAGCUGUUGCCGCUUGGGCUGAUGUUCUCUUCUAUCCUAGUCAACUACAGGGUAAGAAUGGAAGGGAGCAAAGAGUAUCGCUAGCAUGAGCUUUCAGAGCAAGGGUUUGGUAUAUCAAGUAACUCCAUUUUUAGGUAACGUGUAGCAUUUCUGAAGUGCCAGGUACUGUUCAAAACACUUUUUUAAUCUCACAACAGUGUCCAUUUUACAGAUGUGGAAACAUGCAUAGAAAAGUUAAAUAAUUUGCCCAAAGUCUUAAGCUAGAAAGCGGUAAGGCUAGGGAUUUAAACGCAGGCAAUUUUGCUUCAGAGUUGUUCUCUUAACCUAAAUUCAUGUGUUCUGACCCCCAAAUAACCUGUUUCACUCUGAGGAAGAACCUGAGGGUGGCCCUAAAUCUUGCUCAGUAUGUUUUUUACUGCAGUUAGUAAUUAUUACUGAUUUCCACCUAGUCACAAAGCUAUUACAAGUUCUAUAAUCAGCAAAUGCAUUGGCAUAUUUUUCCCUUAUGUGAAAAUAUUUACCUUUCAAAAUCAGAAACAGACUUUAGACAGUUUAAAGAAAGCAUAACAGAGUUUAGGUCUUAAUCGAACCUUAAAAGUAGUUAACUAUUUUCACACAGGUAAUGAAGAAAAUCAAAUUGGAUUUUCCUAUCAGUAUCCCUAAGAAAGGAAGGUUGUUUUAUUCAAAGCUAAAAAAGCAGUUUGCAUGGCCAAUACUGAGGAAGCUAUCAGGAGUAAAAACUGAAUGUAGGCCGAAUGUUAAAUUAGGACUAAAUGAUGGAAGAAUUAUGGUUUCUUAAACUGGCUGUGCCAUAAAGUAGCUAACGACCUUGGCCAAGAUUCUCUAAACUUUUUGACUUCAGUUUCUACUUUAAAAAAAGGAAACUGACAGGACCGUGCUCUUUAAGCUACUGUAAUGUCUCAGCAUUCUAUUAAUAUAUGAUCUAGCAGUGCUACUGAAUAUUAUAAAUGCUGUGAUAGUGGCUUGUCUGAAACCAGUCUGUCAUGGUAACUUCCCAGCUGUUUAGGUAAUAAACUUGGAAUCUGAUGUCCUGACUGUAUAAAUUUAAUUAAAAUAUUUGAGUCCUUGCUAACUUUAAGGCCCAGCUUUGGCAGUGGCUCACAGAACCAAGGUGUUCUUUCAUGUGUCACUGCCUUAAAGCAGUGUGCAUUUCUAACAAGUUCCCAGGUGAUGCUGAUACUAUGGGUUUCUGAGGACAUUUUGAGAACCACUGGCCUAGGAUGAAGGAGCCCUGGUGGUGCAAUGGCUAAGAGCUUGGCUGCUAACCAAAAGAUCGCGGUUCGAACCCACCAGCUGCUCCACGGAAGAAAGAUGUGGCAGUCUGUCUCUGUGAAGAUUUACAGCCUUGAAAACCCUGUGGGGCAGUUCUACUCUGUCGUAUAGGGUCGCUAGGAGUCAGAGUCAACUCGAUGGCAAUGAGUUGGCCUAGGGAUAAAGGUAGAAAUGAGGCACUGAGUGGCAUUUGAAAUCUAUUGAACUCUCUUAGCAGAGGGUAAACACAUAGUAAGGAUUAGGGCAGUAGCUCUCAACACUGGCUGCAAACUGGAAUCACCUAGGGAGGUUUAAAAAAUGACAGUCUGGGUCCUGCUCCCAAAGAUUCUGAUUGGCUUAGUGUCUGGCCAGGACAUCAGGAUUUUAAAAGCUCCCAGGUGUUUCUAGGAGACCCUGGUGGUAUAGUGGUUAAGUGCUACAGCUGCUAACACCAAGAGGUUGGCAGUUUGAAUCCACCAGGUGCUCCCUGGAAACUCUGUGGGGCAGUUCUACCCUGUCCCAUAGGGUUGCCGUGAGUCAAAAUCGACUCGACGGCAGUGGGGUUGGUUUUUAGGUGCUUCUAAUGUGGUUUUUUUUUUUUUUUUUUAAUGUGUAGUCGGGGAAACCCUGGUGGUGUAGUGGUUAAGUGCUGGCUGCUAACCAAAGGGUCGGCAGUUCGAAUCCGCCAGGUGCUCCUUAGAAACUAUGGGGCAGUUCUACUCUGUCCUAUAGGGUCGCUACGAGUCGGAAUCGACUCGAUGGCACUGGGUUUGGUUUGGUUUUUGUUAACGUCUAGUCAGAGUUGAGAACCAUCGAGUUAGAGGAGCUAGAGGUAGAGAUACCAGUUAGGUUACUGUAGUUAAGUUACAAGGAAGACCAGAAUUAAGCUGAAGUCAAUAAUAGAAAAAAGAAAACAGGUACAAAGGCAUUAGGAAGAUAAAACGCAUAUUCUGCAAUACUUCGCAACCAUUAAGGAGAACUGUCACCAUGAACGGAAAUAAGGAAGCCAGGAUACCAAAUGAGUUACUUUCCUAGAUCUGAGUUCUAGUGUUGGUUUUGUUACCAGCUGCCAGAGCUGAGUGAGUGCCUUUACUGCUCGAGUCCUAGCUGCCUCAUCCGUAUGAGGGAGUGAACUACAUGAUCUGGAAUCCUUUAGAUGGAACAGCCUAUGGUUCUGUGGAAUAAGAGAGGUAAGAUGAUGUGUUUGGUUUUGGAUACGUCAGAGCUUCCGAGAGUUGCCAGUUUUUCCCUGGCAGUGAGCCUGAAGGCUGAAAUCAGUUGUUGUCCGGUAACCAUCUCCACUAUACUAGUAAUCCUGGCAGAAAAAAGAGGGCACACACAGACAAACCUCACCGAAUGAUGGUAGGUGAGGAAUCAAGAAUGUUCCUUUCAGAGCAAAAUGAUGUGUCAGAACAAAGUUUUAAACAUGUAGAGGCUGCUAAUAACAUGCUUACAGAAUUUGAAGAGCCAGCAGCUGGUUAGUUCUCAAAUGAAAACCAAUAAUUUGCUUUAUAGGAAAUACAACAGGAAAGCCCCAAUCAAUCAAUUUUAGUGGUAAAAAGUCAAAUCAAUUAGGCAUUUGUUUUAGUUUCUUAAGGCCACAUUCUAAAAUUGGAUUUCUAGAAGGCUGUAUCCUCAAAGUUAAUACAAUACUAUGCUGCUGGGUGGCUGGUAAAAUUACCUUGUUUAUAGUGUAUGAGCCUUUUCUGCAGUACCACCAAGUGUGGUAAAUGCUGACUGUGUGGUUUCUCUGAUGCUUUUUACUAUAAAAAGUACUGAGAAACCAGUUUGAAAAAAAAUAUUUGCAUUGAGUAUAACUAUCUCCUCGUCUGAAACAUGUAAUGCAUGCGAUUUUCACAUGCAAAUAUCCAGCGCUUCCCCUAGGCACUCCCCCAGCCCGUGUGCAUAUGUGGCAGAAGAAAGGGGAGACAUAACAGGAUGAACAGAUGAUGCCUGCCUGCACAUUUAGUGAGAAAUGGUCAGAAAAGUUGUGUUUGUCUGGACUCUGGUUUUAAGAGCAUGAAAACCACCUGUGAUGCAAUCAGGUUCUAACUCUUUGAAACCUGUCCAUAAGCAAAACGAAAAAGGUAGCCAGGAAAUUGGAGUUGGCUUACCCAGCAAAAACUUGGUAACUGUAAGGCACCAAUUAGUCACAAGGCACAGCUUGUGCAGCUGGUGCAGGGGCUGGUGAUGGCAGUUGGAAACACAGCUACAGGAUGAUAUUUAGGUCUCUUGACUUAUCAAUUAAGAGAAGCAGAAGAUGAAAGGAAAAGAAUUUUUAAGGAAUAUUUGAACACUAAUAUAGUGUCAUCAAAGAGGAAAACACUUCCAUUUUGUUUCUGAAGGUUUCAAAAUCCAAACAAUUUACUCUUUAAAGAUUUAACACAAGGUUUUUGGUCUUAAAGAAAAUAGGUAUAUUGUCAUCACCAGAACCUCUCCAGAAAUUCUGAAGCUUUUCUUAAGUUCCCCAUACCAAUUGUCAUCAAGGAAACCCCUUCAAACUAUUUCAAAACAGUGAGAUUCCAAAGUGAGCUACACAGUGAAGGACUAGCUAGAAGGCACAGGGAGCUGUUGUCAAGUGCUGAUCCAACAAAUUCUAAUUUCAAGACAACCAACUGUGCCAAGAUGAAAAGAAAAGUGGUUUCCCAAGGUUGCUUGUCCUGGUCCAGUGAGGCUCAUCAUCAGUGCUUAUAAAUGGGGAAGUUCAAAGACUGUUCACCUAAUCUGCAAACCAAACUCACCUACCUAUGGAAAAGGAUUAUCAGUAUCUUACAACUACUCCACUGCUCCACUAAAUGGGUUAUUCACAGUACUGAAGGGGUGACACACAGACUUUCCUUUGAGUGUCACCAAUGUAAUUUCAGUGCCAGGGCAUACUGGUUAUCUGUUCUGUGAGAAGACCUAGUGAGUAAUCAUAAAAGCUCAACAGGUACUCCCUUUCACUAACAUCAGGGGGAAGAGCAUUACAUGGGGAAGUAAAAGGAGUAUCGGUCUUAGAAGACUUGAGGUGUUCAGUUGCCUGCAUGCCAUUUACUGAUGUUUAAUUUUGGUUGGGUUUGACCAUCAGUUCUUUACUUGUGAAAUGGAUGUGACAUAAUGAUAAGCACCACAAAGAGUGGUCGUGAGAUCAGAAAUAAUGUAUAAAAGAAUCCUUUGUAAAUCAUAAAGGUAAUGCAUUUUCAUUAAAUAUUAUUUUUGGAACUUGUUUUACCCCCUUAAAUCUUUUGACAAAUUUCGUGCUAAGAAUCCCUUUCUUGACAGUAUAAUGCAUAACUGAGCUUAAACUUGUUGUUUUAUUUGAAAAAGAAAAAACAAAAACAAAAACCCGAAAACUAAUAAAUACAUAUUUGACUGACUUCUGGCUCAAGCACCACAAGACAGAAAAACCAGUCUGCUUAUGAAGCAAGUCAUGUCCAGUGUCAAGAGUCACUUCCUGCUCAGUCUCAUUCUGUGUUCCCUUUUCUGAGGCUGCAGUGUGCCUUUUUAACUCCUUUUCCCACUGUCUCAUGGGCAGAUGAGAAAAGUGCUGUCUGGUAGAAGUGAGUAUGGUGCCUCGUGACUCUGGGAUUUCCCGGUAAGACAAACAACAGUGGUUUGGGGCUCUGUAGCCUCUGACUUCCUUUUCCUUGUUUUUUUUCCUCCCCUUUACCAGCAUUUUCGAGUCUCCUGUAGAUUACUGACAAAUCAGUACAUUUCGGCAUGCUCAGUCCAUCACUCUGAUGUGUUACUUUCAUGUAUUAACCAGGGCCUGAGUAGGAGAUUAAUGUUUGUAGUUGCAGAGAUGGUAGCAGUGACUAAUUUCUCUAAUCUCAAACAUGCCUUUACCUUUACGUGGCUCAUGAAUGCUUUGCAUUUUUGUGGGUAAUGAUAAAAUAGGCAAAGGUUUCUCACUUGUGUCUUAAUGUAUGAAAGGGGAUUUUAUUAGUUUUUGUCAGCACGGGCACACUUACUAAUAUGAGUUUUGGGUUGGUGAGCCAGCCCUACAAAACCAGUUUCCCAGUCAGUCUCAGUGUGAGAAAGGACCCACCUAUAGCAUACAUUUCACCUCUCACCUCUGCCUCAAAAUUUUGAGAGGUUGGAGCCCAGUAAUAUUGAAGACUGAUGUUUCCACGGUGUUCCAGAAUCCUCACCCACAGCCUUUAUUCCGCACCUGACUGCCGUGCCCUAGCCUGUUGCCUAAGGUAACCCCCCCCGCCCCCUCAACAAUCAGCCUCACCGAGGAAGAAUCAUCCUGGCUCUGGGUCUCCUAGAAAACAAAGGAUGAUCUCUCCUCUCUGGAAUCAGAAACUAUACUGCUUUCUAUAAUGUCAAAAUGGAAUCACUGAUUAUAAAAGUUCUAUGGAAGACAAGACUUAAUGUCUGUAAAUUCUGAGAAAGAACAGAGGCGGCAUCUCUGAAAGAGUAAAAGUAAAAUUUUCGAACAAACAGCUUGUUUUUAAUUUCAUGGCGUGGUGAUGAACAUCUUCUAUAGCUCUGCUAAAUAACAAAUUAAAUACUAUUAAGAUGAAAAUCUACUAAAAAGGUGUCCCAGGUGCCAGCCGAUGUCCGUGUAUUUCACCUAACAUUUGGCACAGCCAAGAACAGUGCGGCCGUGGUCCAGGGCAGGCUGUGAAAAUGUCUGCUCUGUAAGUCACUGCGGUCUAUAAAGCUUCCCAGGCCUUCCAUCCGUACUAGGGAGAAUAUGAAGCUGGAGACAGAAGGAACUAUGUGAUUGUAGUAGUGCAUUCCACUGACUUUUUGCCAUUUUGAGGAGAUGGGGCUCUCUGAGGCCUCUCUCAGAGCAGCAGAUAGUCUAGAACAGAGAAUUGCUGAGAAUCUCUUAUGCUCAAAUGCCCCUGAUGCUUCCCGUGCCUUUCUAAGGGGCUCUGAGGCAUACCCAAAAGCCUCUGCCUACACUCAAAAUGUAGAAACCACUCACCUUGCCAGUGUCAAAAGUAUAUGGAAAUAAUCACAGGACUUCAAAUGCAUACAAUUUACAAAGUAUUUCUUGCAUAUUAUCUCAGUAUAUCCUCACAAUAGUCCUGGGAGGAAGGUUCUUAUUUUACAGAUAAGGAAACAGGCUUAGAAAGGUGAAAUGACUUCCCCUAACAUCUUGGUCACAGAGCCAGGAUCAAACCCAGGUCUGCAGUCUCUUCUUUGACUGCUUUUACCUUCCCAUCAUGCUGUGCCUUGGAGACUUAGGUUCUGUAGGGCUACAUGACAGUGUAUCAGGUGAGUUUGUAAAACCUACCUGCUGACAAGCAAAUAAGACAGGGCCAGUGGCUAACCCGAGCUUCAGGUCAGUUGAUGUUGGUUUGCCCAUCUGGUGAGAACACGAGGUGAAGUCUAAUACGUCAUCUAUUAGCUAGCAAAAGGUAAAAAAGGAAUGUAAAAAGCAGCACCAUCCCAGCAUCACUGCCACCCUUCCCCCGCCCUGAGGAUUUCAGUCCAGGGGACAAUGCUGGCUGUGCUGACAACGUUCUUAUAAAUAAGCAUACCAACCUGAAAAGCUAUUCCUACAUUCUUUCCGUAUUGAUAGGCAAUCUCAUGCACCACUGGGUCAGGGCAUCCUAAAACAGAGACCUGAAACAGAGAAUUCUGAUAUAAACUGCUGGAAGGCAGAAACAAGGUCAUAAGCCCCAGGAUGGAAGGAUUCACACAGCAGGAAUCCCUUAAGUAAGAGGUAGGGAAGCUAGAUGGUGUAUAAUCAGAUAUUACUAUCAGAAGAUCAAACAUGAAUGAAACAAAUCAUUCUUAGAUGGUUUUCUUAAAUUCUAAGAACACCCCCUCAAGAUAGUAAGCAGUCUUUCCCAUGCUUAGGAAAAACUAAACUACAGCUAGACUAGUUCUACAGGUAAUAUGCUAAGCAAAUCUCUUUGAGGUGCAAAAGAUUCGGACCCUGAUAUGUAAAAUACUGGCUUCUGGCACUCAGCAGACCAGCCCAAUUGUUGACUUCAAUAACUUCUAUUGAUUUAUCCUCAUUUUAGGGAUGGAUAUGUAAUCUACUCUAACCGUACACAUGUUGCCGUAUCUACAUUUCCCCCAUUGUAGUCCUCUCUCAAUAAUUUUUGGUGAUUUCAUGUGUUUCUAAAAUGCAGUUAUUUCUUGGUAUGACUGUAAUAGCCUCAAACCUCAUGCUUCAGACAUAGUUAUUAUUCUUUCAUUAUCAGAAGGAUCUUCACUGGCUCUACUGUUUCCAUAUUUUUUCUCACAAGAAAUAAUUGUAUAAAAACUUCCGUGGGGGAGAAACAGUACUUCUAAAAGUCUCUUUUUAAAACUCCAAAAAACCAGCUGGCACUGGCCACUUGAUUGCAUUUCCCACUGCUCUGGUAGGCAUGCUAAGCAGGCCCACCCAGCACAUUUACAGAAAACAAAGACUAUUAAACCACAGGGGGAGGGCAGAUAGACACACUGUUCUACUGAAGAGGAAAUGUUUAUAUUGACUCUCAAUGAGAAAGCCAGAUGGAGCUCUUCACUGUCUCCUUUUAGUAAUGGAUCAUCGAUGAUAAAGAACCCUGUUCCCUGACCCUGGAUCCUACCUCACUAGUUCUCUGGUCAGCGGCCAUACUUUACUCAGGCAGUAUGGUAAAGUGGUUAGCCCCUAGUGUUGGACUUUGUCCCUUAUAAAUACCAUUUGACCUUGGCUUGUUAUUUAAUCUUUCUAUGCUUCAGUUUCCUCAUCUGUAAAAGAAGUAAUCAAUAGUUUGUAGCUCAUGGGGUUGUGGGGAAUAAGCGUGAUGAUGCCUUUAAGCCCUCAGCAGAGCGCCUGGCAUCUGGUUAGAACUCAAUGUCUGUUUGCUAUUAUUCUUAGUAAUCCUCCUCCUCAGCCCCUGGGGCCCAGGGCAGCGUCCCUCCGCCUCUGAAAGCCAGAUCACAGAAUUUCUUCAGCCAGGAGAAACCCUUUGACGACUUAAUGAAGUCUGUGACUGUGAAAUGCUUGGCCUUAAAGUCCAGGAUAAAAAGGUCAAGUGACCCCUUUCUUAACUGAAAAAUAACUCAUAACUGCUUUGAACAGCAAAGACCUUAGCACCAGCAGCACUCACCCAUGGGGCUGUAACAAGGUAGUCCUCUUCUCCUACACUAAAGACGCUGUGGGACCACAUGGGAGACAAUUUAGAAACUCUGAAAGAAGCUAUCAACUUGGCUAAAAAAAAAAAGUGAGUAUGGCAAGAUUUGGGCAGUCUGGAAUGAACUGAGUUCAGAAGAGAAGGAUAUUCCUUUCAUAGGCAACAUAAUUGAUAAUUGAAGCAAUUCUCUGAAGCCAGAUGAAUGCUGUUUCCUCAACGCAAGGCCACACAAAUAGAAACUUUCUUCCUGAGAAGUAGAAAAUUAAAAAAAAAAAAAAAAAAAAA